Wyeomyia smithii (pitcher-plant mosquito) is the source of this 1681-nucleotide messenger RNA. It is a transcript of the gene BckdhA, whose product is annotated as 2-oxoisovalerate dehydrogenase subunit alpha, mitochondrial. The transcript has 2 exons. Lineage: Eukaryota; Metazoa; Arthropoda; Insecta; Diptera; Culicidae. The record is from RefSeq and is a predicted model, not a curated record. Gene Ontology annotation, biological process: branched-chain amino acid catabolic process. The coding region runs from base 171 to 1523 and encodes 450 amino acids. Gene Ontology annotation, molecular function: oxidoreductase activity, acting on the aldehyde or oxo group of donors, disulfide as acceptor.
CUUUCAAUUCCCUUUUCAACGCUAUUCAUACGAUUUAUACUUCUCGCAAUCACCACGCAAAAAUAACUCCGUGCUUAUCACACUUCGACACGCAAAAGUUGGAAAGAAUUGACGUAACAACUUCCACUUGGUAUUUUCUACAAAACAAAAUCUAACCACAGUGCCUAGAAAUGUCGCUUUUUCGCUCAGCGAACUUGGUGACACGGUUCUCCAGCAGAAAUCAGCUGGUCCAAAAGAUAAUUGUUGCUUCUUCUUCGCAGUGCAUGGCAACACGGAUGGUGCACAGCGAAACACAGCAGAGCUCGGAGUCGGCUGGUUCGGGCAAUCGUGAAUAUCCCAAAUUUCCUGGGGCAAAGGCGGCCUUCAUAAACAAACCGACGGUUUCGCUGCCGCAAAGCGUAAAACCAAUUCCAAUUUACCGGGUAAUGAAAUCCGAUGGAGGGGUUGAGGAACCAGAACAAGACCCAAACUUGAGCCGCGAAACGGUUCAGAAAAUGUUUCGGGAUAUGGUACUGCUGAACACGUUGGAUAAGAUUUUGUAUGAAUCGCAACGUCAGGGAAGAAUCUCGUUUUACAUGACUAACUACGGCGAGGAAGCCAGUCACAUUGGUAGUGCUGCAGCUUUGAGUCCUGACGAUUGGGUCUUUGGACAGUAUCGGGAAGCUGGUGUGUUGGUUUGGCGUGGGUUCACGAUUUCUGAUUUUGUCAACCAGUGCUACGGAAACAGAGAGGACGAAGGGAAAGGACGCCAAAUGCCUGUUCAUUAUGGAUCGAAGAAUUUGAAUUUUGUAACGAUUUCUUCGCCGUUGGGAACGCAGAUCCCGCAGGCCGUGGGUGCCGCCUAUGCUUUCAAACUGCAACCGGACAAUAAUCGUUGUGUGAUCACUUACUUCGGCGAGGGGGCCGCUUCCGAGGGAGAUGCUCAUGCUGCCUUUAACUUUGCUGCCACGUUGGACUGUCCGGUGAUAUUGUUCUGUCGUAACAACGGGUUUGCCAUUUCUACACCCGCCAGUGAACAGUACCGUGGCGAUGGAAUUGCCGGUCGUGCUUCUGGUUACGGUAUUGCGGCAUUGCGAGUCGAUGGAACGGACGUUUUCGCGGUUUACAAUGCAACUAAAGUUGCUCGUGAAUAUGCUCUCAAGCACAACAAACCGAUCGUUCUGGAGGCAAUGGCCUACCGUGUCAGUCAUCAUUCCACCUCGGAUGACAGUACUGCGUACAGACCGGCUGAGGAGGUGGAAGUUUGGAACACAAUCGAGUACCCGAUUGCGAAGCUAAAGGCCUACAUGAAGAGACGCCAGUGGUUCGACGAGAAGGAGGAAGCGAACAACCUGAAGGCGGUCCGACAGCAGGUUCUGGCCCAAAUAAACCAAUCGGAGAAGAUUCCGAAACCUGACUGGCGUGAGGUGUUCCAGGACGUGUACCACGAGAUGCCAGCCCAUCUGAAGGAGCAACUCAAGCAGAUGGAGGAACACGUGGAACAGUUCAAGCAGCACUAUCCGGUGGAUGAUUUCAAAAAUUAAUUGUCGUUCUGAACGAAAUCUUGGUGGACAGGGUUUAUAAUCGCUGUGACCUAUACAAAGUGCAUUUAUUUUUUUUUUGUAGAUCUUACAAUUUUUUCGAAGUCUUCCAACAAUAUAAAAAUGUAAAAAUAUACUGGUAAUAAAAUUUGUUAUUUUUU